Molecule: messenger RNA, 1454 nt
Organism: Phaedon cochleariae (mustard beetle)
Lineage: Eukaryota; Metazoa; Arthropoda; Insecta; Coleoptera; Chrysomelidae
Source: the annotation of a GenBank genome assembly
AGUGUGUCGGUGCCACUUAAUCCGCUUCGACAUGAUACGUAUAUUGUUCUUGAUGUUUAUAGCCUUGCCUGGCUCCUACGGAAGAUACGAACCAAAUUGGAAAAGUUUGGAUACUAGACCUUUGCCACAGUGGUAUGAUGAGGCAAAGUUGGGUAUUUUCAUACAUUGGGGAGUUUUUUCCGUCCCUAGUUACUCUUCAGAAUGGUUUUGGUCUCAAUGGGCAAAUAAUAACGAAGAAGUGGUCAGCUACAUGAAGGAAAAUUAUCCUCCAAACUUCACCUACCAAGAGUUUGCGAAAGAUUUUAAAGCAGAAUUUUUCAAUGCUUCCGAAUGGGCAGAGAUUUUCCAACAGUCAGGUGCUAGAUACAUCGUUCUCACGAGUAAGCAUCAUGAAGGAUAUACCCUCUGGCCUUCAAAAUAUUCAUAUAGUUGGAAUUCCGUAGAUAUCGGACCAAGAAGAGAUAUUGUCGGUGAACUAGCUGAAGCAGUGAGAAGGAGAAAUAUCACGUUUGGACUCUAUCACUCUCUAUUCGAAUGGUUUCAUCCCAUUUACCUUUCCGAUAAAGCGUCAAAUUGGACAAAAAAAGAAUUUGUGACCAACAAAAUAAUUCCAGAAAUGCGUGAACUCAUACAAACCUAUGAACCAGCUGUACUAUGGUCAGAUGGUGACUGGGAAGCACCUGAUUCCUACUGGAAUUCUACUGAGUUCUUGGCUUGGCUGUAUAAUGAUAGCCCUGUGAAGGAUUCCAUCGUUACUAACGAUCGGUGGGGUAUUGAUAUACCUUGUAAACAUGGAGAUUUCUUCAGUUGUCAGGAUAGAUAUAAUCCAGGAACUCUCCAACUCCAUAAAUGGGAAAAUGCGAUGACAAUAGAUAAACAAUCUUGGGGAUUCCGUAGAAAUGCCAAACUAUCUGACUAUUACAGUACUCUAGAAUUGAUAAGUCAAUUGGUGUCAACUGUCAGUUGUGGAGGAAAUCUCUUGAUGAAUGUUGGUCCAACAAAAGAAGGAAUUUUGGCACCUAUAUUCCAACAACGUCUCAAGGAGUUAGGAGACUGGUUAGUAAUAAAUGGGGAAGCAAUUUAUGGAUCCAAACCAUGGAGCACGCAGAAUGACAGUUUGGAUUCAAGUGUAUGGUAUACCGCUAGUAAAGAUGAUAAUGUUGUAUAUGCUAUUUCUCUGCAUUGGCCCUCUGAAAAUAUCCUGACAUUGGGUUCCACCCAAGAUAUUUUCAGAUAUACUGAUACUGUUAUAUAUCUACUUGGAAAUGAAGAGGAUGGUGUUCUCAAUUGGUCUGUGGAAGAUAAUGGAGCCGUUGCGAUAGAAUUCCCAACCAAAUCUAUCACUAAGAGUGACGGAGCUUAUGUUCUGAAGAUAGUGGUGAAUGGCAGUAUCAGCGUUGGUCAAAUAUGAUAUUGUUCAUUUGAAUACUAAUAAAUGGCGAUUAUGCUCCUUG